Molecule: messenger RNA, 1366 nt
Organism: Sipha flava (yellow sugarcane aphid)
Lineage: Eukaryota; Metazoa; Arthropoda; Insecta; Hemiptera; Aphididae
Product: inositol polyphosphate multikinase alpha-like
Exons: 6
Coding region: 420-1265 (281 amino acids)
Biological process (GO): inositol phosphate biosynthetic process
Cellular component (GO): cytoplasm; nucleus
Molecular function (GO): inositol tetrakisphosphate kinase activity; inositol-1,4,5-trisphosphate 3-kinase activity
Source: RefSeq, a predicted model, not a curated record
GAGGCAGAUAGUUAUCACUGCCCACUGACAAAACAUAUGUCCAUAUUUUCGUCUUGCAAAUUUCUAAAGCAACAAUUUAAUUUAGUAUGAGUCUUUGUCUAUAUGUGGUCAUUUUUAAACAUGACAUAUGUUAGAAUACAAUUUUGCAAUUAAAAAUUUACACCACUCGUUGUACAUACUAAAUACACUAUAAAUUAUUGACUAACAAUUGUUUUGGAUUUUUAGAUCACCAUAAACAUCCAAUUCUAAAGAUGCCAUCAUACAUUUAAAUUUUUAAUUCCUAUUUAAAAUGUAAAUAAUUUGAAACGACUACUAAAUACUAUUUUAUGUGAUUACCAUUUAAUAUAACUGAAGUCUUGAUAUUGAUGUAUGUUUACUAAAAGUAUUAGGCCAUCAUCAGUUUUACACAAGUAAAAGUUAUGGCUAAGUGGUUAGAUUCAGGUGAUCUACUUCCUUAUGAUGACCAGGUUGGAGGUCAUAAAUUUACAAAAGAAAAACCAUUAUUAGGUUUGUUGAAACACAAAGAAGGUUAUAUACUAAAAUCAGUUGAAGGUGGUACCAAAGGAAAGAAUGAAGUAAGAUUUUAUGAAGAAUUAAAGAAUAAUGAAACCCUAAUAAACCUUAGAGAACUUGUUCCAUCAUAUUUUGGAACUGUUACUGUGAAAAUUAACUCAAAAGACAUGACAUUCAUAGUUUUAGAUGAUAUUACCAGUGGCAUGAAAAAACCAUGCGUUAUGGAUGUAAAAAUUGGCUUACAAACAUGGGAGCCAGGAUGUUCAGAAAAAAAGAAAAAGGAUGAGAAUGCUAAAUAUAAAGAAUGUAAAGAAGAAUGGAGUUUCUGUAUACCAGGUUUUCAAGUAUACGAUUUAUUAAAUUCUACUUUGGGGCAUCCACGAAAAUAUGAUAAAGAAUUUGGCAAAAACUUAGAUCCAGGAAAAGUUAUUUCUGUGUUCAAAACGUUCUUAAACUUUAACAGUGAGUAUUUAGGUCUAGAAAAAUUAGUUCAAAGUUUUACCGCCCAGUUGGAUCAUAUAAGACGAUACUUCCAAACUCAAAAACAUUACCACUUUUAUUCAAGUUCAGUGUUGUUGGCAUAUGAUGCAGAAACAUUAACCAACAAUGAAGACACUUACCCUUUGUUAAGAGUAUCAUUAAUAGAUUUUGCACAUGUAACACCAGCUAAUGGUCAAAUAGAUCUUAACUAUUUACAAGGUAUUACUAAUUUAUGGACAUUAUUCCGGACACAAUUGCUGCAAAACAAUUGAUUUGAAUCUCUUCAGGUUGUUGGUGCCUAUUAAUUCUUAAAUUUUAAUAUUUUUAGUUAAAAUUUUUAGCAUAACUUCUUGAAUUUCACAUUUAUUUUUUA